CAAAUGAAAGCCAGUCACCGACAUCGAUCUAUGAUUGGAACAGAGCUUCUCCGGGGGGAGCCGGUUAGUCUGCGGCCAAAGAGCGCAUACUCGGAUGGGCGGAUCGUAGCGGUGACAGCGACGCUCGCAGACUCCCGACAAACUGUCAAAAAGCAGACAACUAACGCUAUGGCGGAGUUAGACCUGAGUCUGAGCGACGCACUGAUGGACAGCGUUGAGCAGCCGGGCCCGGAGAGCCUGGUGGAAAGGGACUUUGUGGCUCAGCUGGAAGCGGAGACCUUCGUUGAUCAUGUCGGGGAGACGGUGGGAAAGACAGACUACAUCCCCCUGCUGGACAAUGACAGCACCAGAGCAGACACGGGUGCUACGUUGGAGAAUGGAGAGCAGGAAGCUCAUGGGGUGCAAAAGCCUGGUUGUAAGCUGACAGCGGGGGGACAGACAUCACUGUUGCGCCCAGAGCCACAGGGAGAGGUGCGGACACGCUCACUUGACCAGCAGCAGGCCUUGGCUACAGACUUCAUAUCAGCUUCCAUGGCAGGUUAUUCAGAUCCUCUGGGCUCUCAGACCAGCCCUGCCCAAAUGAUGGAUCCUGGCCAGAUGGAAGCUUUUUCAGGUUUCUCCCAGCCUGGUGGGAGGGGGGUCAAUGUGGAGUUGGGGUCUGCACCCCACUCAGCAGAGAAGAUUCCAAGUAUAGCAGAACCCCACCAUCCCACAACCCCAGCGGGUUCAGAAGCCCCUAAAGAGCACAGCCCCAUGCUGCCUGAACCUCAGACUCCUCGCAGCCCUCUGGAUCUGUCAUCAGGUGCCUUAGGCGACUGCUGGCCAGACGAAGCUGGCUGCCUACCUACAGACCUCCCUUUCAGCCCCAGCGUCUCCACCGUGAUCAGUCGCCAUGCAGGCCAUCUCCCAGUCAACCCUGACAACCCACCUGACAGUUGGCCUAGCCGCGAGAGCCCUGCCUAUGCUGGAGGCGAUGAAAGGGAGGGAGAAGGUUCAGACCGAAAACAGAAGAAGAAGAAGAAAAGGCGACAGAAAGACGAGGGGUCUUACGAACACCUGGAGAGCAGGGGUCACCCUGAGGUACAAACACGGGGAGAAAACACUCCCUCAACAGAGGAGUUCUACAACAGGAUUGGCCCAAGGCGGGAUAGAGGAGAUGGUGGCUGGGAAGACAAUCUUGGGAAGAGCGGAGGCCGGGGGAAGAAGGGUAAGAGCAGGAAGAAACUUCCAGAGGAGUGGGGAGUCACGGCAGAAUUAUUUGUCCCCUCGGCCGCAGUGACCUCUCAAAUCACAGAGGAGGUGAUGAUGGAUCUCGGGAGUUCUGGUCAGGCAAACCUGGAAGCCUCGUUAGGAGACAUGGACACCAGCCAGUGCCCCUGGGAAAAGGAAGUCUACCCAGAAGAAGGCCUGGUCUCUUCCCACCUGUCUCAGGACCUGUUAUCUCCAACAGAUGCUUCCAUCAACCCACUGGUCCUGAACAGUGAGCUGAAAGCCACAGCAGCUCCGUUCACUAUGCCCUCCACCACCAACAGUGCAACACUUGGCUCCCUUCCCAUGGCUCCUCGCCCUGUUGAUUUAUUUGACCUCCUGAUGGAUACUGAAAAUGCAAGCUUAGGCGACAGCAGCCAGGCCUUAUCACCUGGUGGUGACAUGGUUGACAGCAGGAUGUUUGAUAACACCAGUUCUCUUCAAGAGUCUUGUGUGCAAGGCCUGUCUGAAGGAGACACCUCUGCUUUCAGCCCCGCCCAGCCAAGCCCAGGCCUCUCCCCAAAAGGCGAGGUGAUAGCCUCGGCCCCACCUCUCUCACCUUCAGAUGCUUCAUGGAUUCUGAACGACUCCAACAUGAGCAGCAACAGCGAGCUAUUUCAGUUCAGUGACAUGAGCACUUCAGGUCAUCCUUUAACCUUAGGGCUGUCCUUCGACACACCUAGCCCAGCCCCUCUCCGCUCCCCUAAAACCACAGCGCAGGAAUUCCAACCCAAAGAGCACAAAGAUGCCAAAUUGGGCCACAAGCCACCCAAGAAGUCUCAUUCUUCAUCUUCCUCCUCCUCUGUAAAGAGUCCCACCUCCCCAGGAUCUGGUCUUAACCCUACAGCUAAGCCCUUCUUUCCUAGCUUUGCUGAUCCUAUUGAAGAACCAGCCGUGGUCCCUCCAGUUACCCCCAUCAGCGAAGUAAAAUCUGACAAAAUGGAGAAGGCAGAGAAGGAGGAGGAGAAACUGGAGGAUAAUGUAAAGAAGGUGGACCUGUUUGACCCUCUGGAUAAAGCUGAGCAGAAGAGUGUGAAGGUGGAAUUUGCAAUCAGUGAGACUCCAGCCAUGGUGGAGAAAGAGAUGGAGAAGGAAAGACAGACAGAGACACAAAACGAGAAGGAGAAAGAGGCAGAAAAGGUGAAAGAGAAGGAGAACGAGAAAGAGGUGAAAGAUGCGGAAAAAGUUAAAGAGGAGAAAGAGGCAGCCAAAGUGAAGGUGACAGAGGAACAGACAGAAAAGGAGAAAGAGACAGAGAAAGUGGAGUCAAUGCAGCAGAAGGCAGAAAAAGAGGAUAGCAUGAAGGUAGAAGAAUCACCAGAUAAAUUGCUGAAGACAGAUACAGCGGAAAAGACAGGGAAAGUAGAAAAAGUGGAGAUGACAGAAGAAGAAGGGAGCAAAGUGGAGAAAACAGAGAAUGUGGAAAAAGUGGAGAAAAAUGAAAAGUCCAAAAUUGAAGAAAAAACAGAGAGUCUUGAGAAAACUGAGAUGAAGGAUGGCAAAGAGCAGCGCAUGGACAAAGUAGAAAAGACCCCAGAGCAACAGCUGACACCCGUCAAGCUGGAGACCAGUUAUGACAAGCUGGAGAAGAAGACUGACACAGAGACAAAGAUGACACCAGAGGUGGAAGACACCAAGAAAGAAAAGGCUGACACAGACGAAGCCAAGAAGACGGAGAAAGAGGACGAGGUGGAGAAACCCCCUGAGGAGCCGGCGGACGAACCAACGCAGAAGAAUGAUGAGGACGAGAAGCAGGACAAAAUGCAGGUCGAAAAAAAAGUUGUCGAGAAAAAGGAUGACAAGAAGGACAAGGCUGCAAAAGCAGAUGGAGGAGAGAAGGCCAAAAAAGCUAAACCUGCAACCAAUGGAAGCAGUGCCACACUGAGCAGAGACCCGGCAGGUGCAGACAAGAAGACCAAGCUGGCUGCUGUGGCGACCAAACCGAGCGCUGCUGCUAAAACGCGUCCAAGUACCGCAGCUGCCGGUGGUUCGGUCACAGCCCCUACUAAGCGCCCCACAUCCUCCACCACUACCACCACCACCACCUCCAUCUUAGACAAAAAAACUACCACAGCAAAGGCACCAUCCACAGCCACUGCUGGUCCAAAGCGGCCCUCCACCACUUCUACCAGCCGCCCUGCAUCCUCCACCACUUAUACCAGCCGCCCUGCAUCCUCCACCACUUCUACCAGCCGCCCUGCAUCCUCCACCACCAUUUCACGUGAUGUCAGAGCCAAGACAACCACAGAGAAGCGCCCCCUCGUUCCAAAGGCCAGCACUGCCACCUCAACAGGCUCCACUGCUGCCACCAAAAAUGGAACUACUAGCACAGCAGCCAGUAAAACUGCAACAUCAGUGCGCACGACGGCGUCUACUCGCACCAUUACUACCACUGCAGCCAAAAAGCCUUUGGCCUCCAAGACAGACAGCAAAUCAGGAGAGGAGAAGAAGUCCAGCACUCUGAAGACUUCUACAGUUGACUCUACAAAGCCCAAGACCACCACCAGCACCACCCGCAGCACUGCUUCCUCCACCGCUGCCUCUCGCACUCGAACCACAGCAGCCAAACCGGCCACAACCUCCUCCACCACUGGUACAGUACCAGAGAAGAAACCCAUGGUGCCCCGAGCCCCCCGGGCCACUUCCUCAACCAUAACCGCCACCACCACCUCUAGGAUCACAGCUCGCCCCAGCACAGCACCGGCCUCUGACAUCCGUAACGUCCGUUCUAAGAUUGGCUCUACCGACAACAUGAAGUACCAGCCUGGAGGAGGGAAGGUGUCAUCUGCCUCUCAGAGCAGGGGCGUUGUCUCCAAAGAAACGAGCCAGGGCAAAGUUCAGAUAGUCUCCAAAAAGCUGGACUUCAGCCACGUCGCCUCACGCUUGGGCUCCAAGGACAAUUUGAAGCAUGUUCCUGGUGGAGGGAAUGUGCAGAUACUCAACAAGAAGGUGGAUGUGAGUAAGGUGACAUCAAAGUGCGGCUCCAAGGACAACAUCAAGCACAAGCCUGGCGGUGGUGUCGUGAAGAUUGAGUCCCACAAAGUGAGCUUUAGGGAAAAGGCUCAGCCUAAAGUGGGUUCCAUGGACAACCUGAGCCAUUCACCUGGUGGAGGAGGCAUCAAGGCUGAGGGGGCCCAGGAGACAACUGAGGGGAAUGGGACUCCCCUGAGUGGCACCACGGCCCCAGCCCCAGGCUUUGAGCCGGGGCAGGCAGGGAGCCCUGCUGCCCAGGAGAAUGGGCUGAAGGAGGGGGUUCCCUGUGAUAGUGAGGGCCUCCGGGAGCCCCAGGCUCUGGACGCACGCAUCCCAGAGACAAGCAUCUAAUUCUACUAUCCCUCUGCCCUCCUCAUCUCAACACCCUCCCCACAAAACAUCACUUCCUCCCCCUCCCCACCUUCUCCUAUCUAUAUUUUUUCUUUCUCCCUUACUUCCUCCCCCUCUUUCUCUGCCCCUUUCUUUCCAACCUUUCUGCUGCAGAUUGAGUGUUUCAAGCUCAACUUCCGCGAGAAUGCUCGCUCUCGCACGGACCACGGCGCCGACAUCAUCACCUGGCCAGCCCCCCAGGAUGACAACAGACCCCACCCACACGGUUCCUCCCAUUCUCUACAUCAAAACCACCACCAUCACCCGGCUCUUCGCAGUGUCUCCCUCAUUGAAUCGUUGGCUUCUGCAGGCUGUGUCAGCUCCCCCUCUGCCCCUUCCUUGAUGCAUCUUUAGGGGGGGAGGUCAACGGCUCCCUAAAGGGAUCUUUACCUUUCUUGCCCCCAUCAAGCCCUGAAAACCCCUUUUAACUUAAAUCUCUCAUUGCAAAUUUUUGAAUCAUCCAAUAGUUAUGCCACUCUAGUAUUAUGCCUCCUCUCUCACAUCUAAGCUCAUCAUCAUGCGCCAUAGCUACCCCCCCCCCCCCAUAUUUGGCUGAAGGGACUGUAUAGACUAAGAUUGGUGGGAAUCAAUGUGAAGGGAAAUAAGGGGAAGGUUUUCUCACAUAUUUGAUUGUGUCUUCCCAAGCUGGCUGACCUGGAAUCAGUGGGUUUCACUGGGAUCCUCUUUACCCUCAGCCUGGCGGUGUACUCUGACCCUGCAUCAUCUCACCUCCACACACCAAAUAAGCAGCAAUCACUUCAUUUGUCAACUGAGCAGCGUAGAAACCAUCUUGGACUCAUCUAUGACUCCUAUGACACACACAUAGCUUCUAUUUUCCUUGUGACUUUAGGGGCUGUUUGUUCCCAAUAACCACUUACUCUCUGCUUCAAUAACAUCAUAGUAAUUCAUUGUCCAUAUUAUCUGCUAUAUCACUUCCUCUCUCUUCACUAUCAUCAUUUACCAUACAAACAAGUAGACAACAACAAGUAGGCUGUUUGAACCAUUUUAGGCUGUUUACCUCUUUAUUCUCUGUGUUUGUGAUGAUGUGUUUGAGUGACAAAACUGUGUAAAAAUGAGCUUUGGUGUUCUGUUCGGAUCUUAUUUCUUGUCUUUCUUAAGUUUUUCUUUUCCUCCUAGUUUCUCGAUUGUAAAACAAGGUUUUAUUUAUUUAUUGUUUCCUUCAUGUUUCUUCCUGUGUAAGCAAUACAGUGAACAGUCUUUUUUCCGAGCACUCAGAAAAUCUUGAAAACACGCACAGGUUUUUGUAAACCAAGACACACAGAAAAUAUUCAGACAGAGGAAGAAAGUGAGAAAGGAGGUGUUGCUAGAAAGGUGAACAAAAAAGAAAUUUUAGGUGUGCUUGGCAAGAGGUUGAAACCUGAAAGUUUUUGAAAUGCAAUUGGGGAAGUUUGCUUAAGUAGAAAAGCUUUAACUAAGCAUACAGUCCAGAUGGAGAUGAGGAAGAUCUCUGAAGUCAAAGAAGCUGUGUGUCUCGUACGUGCCUCCUGUCCUUCUUACCUGAAAACUACAGUAAACGAGGACGGCGCAGGCUAAUGCCUAAAACUGCUCAGACAAAGAGAAUAGCAUAGUUGACAAAACUGACAUAAAACAUUAGGGGCAACCUGGUAUUGUUGUUUUAAGUACAUUCUGUAAAUCAAGCUGUCUUGGUAGUUGUGUUGCCAUGGUUGUUGUUGCAUUUAAGGUGUUUCUAUAAGGGGUUAUGGUAGCAUGUUGGUCGGCAGUAGCUAAAUACAAAAACAUCUCUAAAAUAUUUUCGGCACUUUUCUUGUUGAAUUAUUGGCAGUGGAACAUCAUGUGGCUUUAUACUCUUCUCUGUAGCAACAGUUGCCUCUAAUUGCCUUUAUAAUGCAUGGCCAGAUUAUAUAGUAUCAUGCCCAGAGCUGAAAGCCUUUGUGCAUUAUGACUCAAAGUGUUGUGGUUUGGUACCAUAUGAAUAUCUCUGGGGCAAUCCUAGACCGUUGAUGUGUGGUUACUCAAAUUAUGACUUUUAUCACCAAUGGACAGAUAGAGCUGGUUUCUGAUGGUUGUUGUUUCACCUUUUAGUUUCAUCAUUAAUUCUUCCGCUUCAAACUAGUUGCAGAUUUGUAUACUAAUGAUUCCAUCGCUCAAAAAUACAAAGAUGGAUGACAGAAGUUUAUUUUAGGAAAACAUACUUUUGUGGACAUCUUAAACCUGCAUCAUUUUUUGGCCUUUUGGAGGCAGCCAAAAAAAGCUGUAAACAUGAAAUAGACGUAUUAUAACUUUAUGAAGUUGUUAUGGCAAACAUGUUAGCAAACAGUCUAUUGCCUUUUUUUGUCCAGCAGACACAGAGCAACAUUAGCAUUUAUUUGGAGUUGUGUCUCUGUCAACCUUCUGAAUGUAAGUCUAAUGUUCCCUCUCCUUUGGUUUGGUCUUUACCAACUCCUGAGGGAAAUAUCUGUCUUGUGCUGCAAAAAGCUCCACUGUGUUCACCAUCUAGUUGCUAACUUUGUCUGUCUGCUUUUAAGCCAUUUGGUGCUAGGCAGGUAGCCGACUUUGGGUUUGUCAGAACCUUUUCGCUGCCUGAUGUGGCUGGAACAUUGGUUAAUGAGAGAGGUGAGACUGAACCAAACGGUAAAAUUGUGGCACGUAAAACCAAAACAGUGAGCUGGAAGAUGCUAAAGUCAUUUGGCCCAUUAUUCAUAAAAAAAUAUUGAUUCUUGCAGCUUUACAAAGCUUACAAAAACCUUCUUUCCUUUAACAGAAGAAGCCAAACUUCUCAAAUGUUAAAUAUUUUCUAAACACGAGCAGCCAUAUAAGACUUUGCCUAAGUAAAACACAGUUCUAAAAUCUAAAUUUUGAUUUAAAUAUGAAAACAUUGAAUCAAAUAAUAGGUAAAGAAGAUUAUGAAUCUGAACAAAAAUGUGAUGCCAACAUUUGGUUUAACUUCUCCAUACUUGGUGCUAUUGACACAUUUCGGUUGAUACCAAUCAAACUUUAAUAGCCAGCGCUAGUUAUAGAUAUCUAGUAAAAUAGGAUAAAAUUACUUGCAAACUUCAUCUUCUUUACAAUUCUUUCAAAUAAUGAAAAGCAAGUGCGAUAAUGGCAAAUGCCUUUGCAGACAUUUGUUUUUUUUUAAAUUCAGGUUUAAGACCAAAGCUCCAUUGACCGCCCCCUAGAGACAAGAUGAGACACUCCGAUUCUUUCCUAUUCAAAUUGUCACUUUAGCAAAGAUUCGUUAAGAAGCUUUGACAUAACUAAAUUGCACCUUAAUGCUUUAAUAUAUCAAAGAGGGCUCACUGUGAUGGAGUGUUAGUAUUUGAUUAACAGGCAACACGUGUUAAUAAACACCCCUCUAUGAACAAGUGAUCCCAAAUAGCUCAAUUAUGAAUGAGAUUUUACGUGAUGACAUGAAUAGAGUAAUAAACUGAGUUACAGUGCCCUUAUUUUCCCGCUACUGUUGAAUCAUUAAACAGUUCAAUUCAGAUUCAGUCAUUAUUUUGUUUUGUAUUGGAAUCCCUUUAAAUUUUUUAAAAGAAAACAAAAGCCUUUUACAGAAGAUCCAGUUUUAUAAAAAGCGCAAUAACUUCUCAUUAAUGUCUUCUGAAAGUGGGAAUGUUUGACAUGCAGAUGUUGGAGUUCUUUUCUGCCGGUUGAGGAUUGAGUGUUGCUAAAAGAGCAGAUGUCAUCAAAUAGUUAAAUUGCUUUGUUUGUGCCACAGCUGUCACAUAGCAAAAUAUUUUCUUGUGCCUGUCCACAACCACGUUUGAGCUUUGCUCUUGCCCCAUAGUUUUUCCUUACCACUGCAAUUGAGAAUGCACACGGAUGUAUAUACAUAUUUUAUAGUUGAUGCACUCUUUAUGACCCUAAAAAAGAACAAAACACAGUAUGACAACAGCAUCAGGGAGGUUUGGUGGGCGGGGGUUUCAAAGUUUGUUCAGAACAGCUUUUAUGUCCAUUGUCCUUUUUUUUUCUCCUUUUAUUGGUUAUGAGGGAAGGGAGCGUUUUAUCAUGACUAUUAUGAUUAUUAUUCUGAUUAUUAGUAUGAAUUGAAAAAGUCUGCCUUUUUCGUUAGAAAGGGUCCACUGAAGUGAAAGAAUGUCUUUUGAGAUAUACUGUACUAAAGACGCAACACUUUUGUAUAUGUAUUUAUCGUUGUGUUCCUGUAGCCUUGGGGUGGUUGAAGGGAUUACACCUUGGAUUUGUGACAGCCAGUUUCACAAACUGUCCUGGAGUUUUUUUCAAGGAUGUGCAAGACAAGAUUUGAACCCCAAAACAACACUUAGAAAGUCUUUAUUAUCUUAUUAAAUAUCAUUUGAUUUAAAGCGCUGUACUGGCAGCCUGAUUCAGCAAUGUUGAACUGGCAACAUAGACCUUAAUUAAUACAUUUUUAAUUUAAAUUUGUAGUGCACAAUUAUCCCGAUACACUAUUGAAUCAUGCCUGCAAGCCCAGUCUUAAGCGAAUAAGAAUAAUGUUCGGACUAUCCGGUAAACUUCUCAUUCAGGACACAGUGACGUGCAGUUUCAUAUGAUAAAAGAACCAAGCGGACUAAAGUUAACAUACCUGAAACACAUGACACUGUACGUAUAUCACAGUGGGCAAAAGAGAAUUUGUUGUUCAAGCAGGCGCUAAGUGUAAAGGUCAAUGUGUAGGCCUGUAAUUUGGGAGCACUGUAUAUCAAACAUAUUGGCUGCUACAUAUAGCACUGAAAUAGCAGCAACAUGCCCUGGAGAGUCACAAACACCGAGACCUCUCUAAGGUUAACUAACUGUAGUUGUCAGGUUUGGCUUGUGUCCAAAAUGCUCCUCAGUAAUCUAUCCAAGGAGUGUUGUAGCUAGAGCUUCAUCUACCGCCACUGCACUCACGCAAGAGUAACACUAUCUAAUAAACACCUACUGUACCUGCAGAGCAUGCUGAAAAACAACAAUGGGAUGUGUUAGGUAGACUUACUAUGUCAUUCACAGAACCUCCUCAUUGUUUUUUGUGUUGUUUUUUUCAUUAAUUUGAAUUUUAUUUUUUGGUUUGGAAAAAAGUGUUUAUUGUGAUUACUUGUUAAUUAGUGAUGUGAUUAUUGAACAUGAAAUAAAACAGACUAAAACUCUCA
Molecule: messenger RNA, 9695 nt
Organism: Sander lucioperca (pikeperch)
Lineage: Eukaryota; Metazoa; Chordata; Actinopteri; Perciformes; Percidae
Product: microtubule-associated protein 4
Biological process (GO): microtubule cytoskeleton organization; neuron projection development
Cellular component (GO): neuron projection
Molecular function (GO): microtubule binding
Source: RefSeq, a predicted model, not a curated record